Messenger RNA from Manis pentadactyla (Chinese pangolin), 2129 nucleotides. It is a transcript of the gene SLC39A5, whose product is annotated as solute carrier family 39 member 5. Gene Ontology annotation, molecular function: zinc ion transmembrane transporter activity. Gene Ontology annotation, cellular component: membrane. The transcript is spliced from 11 exons. Lineage: Eukaryota; Metazoa; Chordata; Mammalia; Pholidota; Manidae. The coding region runs from base 242 to 1984 and encodes 580 amino acids. The record is from RefSeq and is a predicted model, not a curated record. Gene Ontology annotation, biological process: zinc ion import across plasma membrane; BMP signaling pathway; intracellular zinc ion homeostasis.
GACCCUUGCCCACUUGCCCGCCUGCCCGCCUACCCCCCCAACAGCUGGAACCAAGAAAGCUGUGUUCCCCUUUCUCCGGGCGUCCUUCCUGUCUCCUGCUGUCAGGGACCUCUUAGCUACCACAACAAGGCCUGACGGGGACCUGAGGUGACUGCUCUCACGCUGCCAGUGGGGGACCCAGUCCUCAGGAUGUUCCAGGGGGAAUAGGAGCCGGAAUCAGAGCCUCUAACCCAUUCCAGUAAUGGGGUCCCCAUUGAGUCAUCUGCUGGCUGGCCUGUGUGUGUGUGUGGCCUUGGGCUGGGUAGGGGGCUCAGCCCCCAACCUGGGUCCUGCUGAGCAAGAGCAGAACCAUUACCUGGCCCAGCUGUUUGGCCUGUAUGGGGAGAAUGGGACGCUGACUGCAGGGGGCUUAGCACGGCUUCUCCACAGCCUGGGGCUAGGCCAGGUUCAGGGGCUUCGCCUGGGACACCAUGGCCCUCCAACUGGUCGGGCUCAAUACCCAGCUGGAGACAAUUCCACACACAGGUCUCAGGACCCGGAGCUGAGUGUGGCCAUCUGGGCAGGGCUGCCUCUGGGUCCCUCAGGGUGGGGCAACCUGGAGGAGCCAAACACUCUCCCGCCACCCCAUGGACCAGGCCCCUCGGGCCUGGACCUCUUUCACAGGCUUCUGCUGCUGGACCAUUCGCUGGCUGACCAUCUGAAUGAGGAUUGUCUGAACGGCUCCCAGCUGCUGGUCAAUUUCGGCCUGAGCCCUGCUGCUCCUCUGACCCCCCGUCAGUUCGCAUUGCUGUGUCCAGCCCUGCUCUAUCAGAUCGACAGCCGCGUCUGCGUCCAGGCCCCAGCCCCAAACCCCCCAGGGGAUCUACUCUCUGCUCUGGUCCAUAGUGCCCUGGCAGUCCUGCUGCUCAGCCUCCCUGCUCCUCUCUCCCUGCUGCUGCUGCGGCUCCUGGGGCCUCACCUGCUGCAACCGCUGCUGGGCUUCCUCGGGGCCCUGGCCGUGGGCACUCUCUGUGGGGAUGCACUGCUACACCUGUUGCCACAUGCACAAGGAAGGCAGCACGCUGGACCAAGCGGGGGACCAGAGGGCUCAGGGCCAGGACUGUCGGUGCUCGGAGGCCUCUCCCUGCUCUUCGCGCUGGAGAACAUGCUAGGGCUUUGGCAGCGCCGCGGGCUCUGGCCAAGAUGCUGCAGGCGAAAAAGAAAGGAUCUCGCAACAGCAAACCUGGACCCAGAGGAUGGCAGUGGAAUGGCCCUUCAGCCCCUACAGGCAGCUCCAGAGCCAGGGGCUCAGGGAUCCAGGGAACAGGACAGCCAGCCCCCACCAGCCCCAGCCCCUCCUGGGCACCAGGGCCACAGUCAUGGACACCAGGGUGGUAGUGGCAGCAAUUUAACAUGGAUGGUCCUCUUGGGAGAUGGUCUGCACAACCUCAUGGAUGGGCUGGCCAUAGGUGCUGCCUUCUCAGAUGGCUUCUCCAGCGGCCUCAGCACCACCCUAGCAGUCUUCUGCCAUGAGCUGCCCCACGAACUGGGUGACUUUGCAAUGCUGCUCCGGGCAGAGCUGCCCUUUCGGCAGCUGCUGCUGCUGAGCCUGGUGUCUGGAGCCCUGGGACUUGGGGGUGCAGCCCUGGGGGUGGGGCUCAGUUUGGGCCCUGUCCCCCUUACUCCCUGGGUGUUUGGGGUCACUGCUGGGGUCUUCCUCUAUGUGGCCCUUGUGGACAUGGUGAGAGGUGUGCGUAGUGCAGAGAAACCAAAGGAAGCUGGGAGGCGGGUGUGGAGGGAGGGAAGUUCCCACCCCCCCACCCCACUGGCCACCUGGAAGGGUGCUGACAAUGGGCCAAGUCCCAGGAACAAGGGCCGGGAAGUCCGGUGGGGGCUACUGAUAUAUUCUGACACUUCCCUCUUGCGUUCCAGGCAGGGACAAAGCCAGGAAGGGUCCCAACCACCUUCUUUUCUUUCAGCUACCAGUCCUGCUUCGUCCUCCUGAGCCCCUCCCCACACUUGAGGCACUACUGCAGGGCCUGGGGCUGCUGCUGGGGGGCAGCCUCAUGCUCACCAUAGCCCUGCUGGAAGAGCAGCUACGGCCUCUGGUCUCUGAAGGCUGAUGGGGGCCAGUGGAAAGGCAUCCAGUU